Messenger RNA from Aspergillus costaricaensis CBS 115574, 1145 nucleotides. Its product is annotated as threonine ammonia-lyase. Gene Ontology annotation, biological process: L-threonine catabolic process; L-serine catabolic process. Gene Ontology annotation, molecular function: threonine deaminase activity; pyridoxal phosphate binding; L-serine ammonia-lyase activity. The transcript has a single exon. Lineage: Eukaryota; Fungi; Ascomycota; Eurotiomycetes; Eurotiales; Aspergillaceae. The record is from RefSeq and is a predicted model, not a curated record. The coding region runs from base 21 to 983 and encodes 320 amino acids.
CAGCCUGGAAACCAUUCAUCAUGUCAUUUUCACUGCAAGAAAUCGCGGCCAACGCCGUUCAAGCCCGGAGUCGCAUUCGCCAACACAUCUACCAAACCCCUCUCAUACCAGCUAGACGAAUCGGCCAUGAUCACGACGCAAAGGUGCUGUUUAAAGCAGAGAAUUUCCAACUCACUGGGUCUUUCAAAAUACGAGGGGCACUUGCUAAACUGUCAUCCCCAUCAGCGCAAGGACGCCUGGUCACAGCAUCGUCAGGUAAUCACGGCAUCGGUGCCAGUUUUGCCGCGAAGGUGCUCGCUAAGAACCUUACGGUCGUCCUUCCCACCACCGUGGUGCAGGCGAAAUUGGAGAAAAUCAAGUCAUUCGGCGUUGAGGUGAUCCUCCACGGCGUGGAGACUGGCCAGGCUGAACAACAUGCGCAGCAGCUCGCGUCUUCGGGAUCCUACACUUAUAUCUCGCCUUACAACGACGCUGACCUUAUUGCUGGACAAGGAACCAUCGGACUCGAUAUUCUCGAGCAGGUCGAAGAGGUUGACAAUGUCUUCAUUUCCAUGGGUGGUGGUGGGCUCCUCAGCGGCGUCGGAUCCGUUCUCAAAGCGUUUCGUCCCCAGACAAAGAUAUAUGGAGUCUCCGCCAAAAAUUCCAAGGCAUUGGCAGUCUCUAUAAUGGCUGGCCAUGUUGUUGAAACAGAUCAUCUUCCUACCCUGGCCGAAGCUGUGGCCGGCGGCAUUGAUGAAGACACAAUAACGCUUUCUCUGGCAAGCGCGGUCGUGGACUAUAUUAUCGAGUGCGAUGAAGCAGAGAUCUUGAGAUCGCUGAAGGCACUCGCCGCUCAAGAGAAUAUGAUUGCCGAGGGCUCCGCGGCCCUUGCUCUUGCUGGAUUCAAUAAAGUCGCCGAGAAACUGACCGGCCAAACUAGCGUCAUCCUCCUAUGUGGUGGCAACGUUGAUCAUGAUUUCAUCCAGGAGGUAUUAUGUAGGUAGCUUUUGAGACGACAAAGACCAGAAAGUGAUAAACAAGAAGGAUCUCUUCAUCCCUCCCGUUUGACUUUAUAUCAAUAGUGCCUCCUAGAACAGAUUCUGAAAGGACCAACAGAAUAUCCCAGCUCAACCUCAUUUACUCCAGUGUACAUUUCCCUGCGAUAU